AUGGAUGCCGGAGGAGUAGCUAGAUUGAUGCUGUUUUUGUCGCCUGUGUUUACGAUUAUACCAGUGGAGGGUCGGAGGAUUGUCGAUCUUUCCUACGAUUUGGACAACAAUGCUUUGACGUAUCCCAAUAAUCCUCGCUUCAACCUUACCCUCGUACAUGAGGGAUCCUACGGAAUCGUCCCAUGGUUGCAGUUUGGGAAUGUGGAGUUCGGUGUACACACUGGCACGCACAUCGAUUCUCCGAACCACUUCGUUAAGGGGGGUCUACAGGCACAUCAGAUCAGUAUGGAACGGUUAAUGGGGCCAGGGGUGGUCAUCAAUGUCAAGGCCAAGGUCGUUCAAAACAUAGACUAUGAGAUCACUGAUAAAGACUUAAUGGCUUGGGAGGAAGAGAACGGUCCAAUUCCCAAGGGCGCCAUUGUACUAAUGAACUCUGGCUGGGGUGCAAGAUAUCCUGAUUUUGAGCGAGUCUUUAAUUCUUCAACAUACAAACAGGACCAUUCAUCUCUUCAUUUUCCAGGAUUUCACACGAACGCUGCUCAAUGGCUAAUCAACAAACGAAAUAUAUAUGCAAUCGGAGUUGACACACCCUCGGCUGACAACGGCAGAAGCUCUUCUUUUCCAGUCCAUCAACUGAUAACGAAAGAAAAUAUCCUUAUUAUUGAAAACGUUGCGAAUAUGGACAAACUUCCAAGCAGUGGAGCAUAUAUCUAUCUCCCCAUGCUCAAGUUCAAAGGAGCGUCAGGUGCGCCUGCGCGAAUGUUCGCCGCCAUUGAAGACGAGGGAGACAGAACAAACAGUGCAACAUCCUUCGUCUUUCAUGUUUCGGCUGUUGGAUGCUUGCUCGUGCUAAAACGCCUACUUAUCUAA
Molecule: messenger RNA, 870 nt
Organism: Pecten maximus
Lineage: Eukaryota; Metazoa; Mollusca; Bivalvia; Pectinida; Pectinidae
Product: isatin hydrolase-like
Exons: 2
Coding region: 1-870 (289 amino acids)
Molecular function (GO): arylformamidase activity
Source: RefSeq, a predicted model, not a curated record